Molecule: messenger RNA, 1315 nt
Organism: Exserohilum turcica Et28A
Lineage: Eukaryota; Fungi; Ascomycota; Dothideomycetes; Pleosporales; Pleosporaceae
Exons: 9
Coding region: 23-1315 (430 amino acids)
Biological process (GO): mitotic spindle assembly checkpoint signaling
Cellular component (GO): nucleoplasm; kinetochore; cytoplasm
Source: RefSeq, a predicted model, not a curated record
CACCACCACCACCAGCGCAACCAUGUCCCAGCCCAAGACAAAGUCCAAGUCUUCCAAGUCGUCCAAGAGCGACCCCUCCAAGGUGCACAAGCUUGCCUUGAAGGGAUCCUCCAAAGUGGUCAAUGAAUUCUUUGAGUAUUCCAUCAAUUCAAUCCUUUUCCAGCGAGGCGUUUACCCCGCGGAGGACUUCACGGCGGUCAAGAAGUAUGGGUUGACCAUGAUGGUGACUGCUGAUGACCAAGUCAAGGCUUACAUUAAGAAGAUCAUGGGCCAGCUCAAGGAGUGGAUGUACGGCGGUAAAAUUUCAAAGCUGGUCAUCGUCAUCACGAGCAAAGAGACUGGGGAGCAUGUCGAGCGUUGGCAGUUUGAUGUCCAAAUCUUUGGGAAAAAUUCAAAGUCAAAAUCCUCCAAGAAGAGUACCGACCAGGAAAAUGCUGCUCCAGACGCCAGUGAUGCACCAGAGGAGAAGACCGAAGCGGAAAUCCAGGCAGAGAUUCAGUCCAUCUUCAGGCAAAUCACAGCCUCUGUGACGUUUCUACCCAUGCUGGACGGCAACUGCACUUUCAAUGUGCUUGUGUAUGCUGAUGCCGACUCCGAGGUGCCGCUUGAGUGGGGUGACAGCGAUGCGAAGGAGAUCCAAAACGGCGAAAAGGUGCAACUCCGAAGCUUCAGUACUAGCAAUCAUCGCGUCGACACAUUGGUGAGCUACAGCGACAUUCAUGCUGUCCUCUUUGUUUGGGUCUUUCCAAUUUUUUACUUUCGAGGUUUCGGUCGGGCGCUCGGAGUACCACCAAUACAUGAUUCAACGGCUAUUCGGGUCCAGGAUUGCCGCAUUAUUACAUCAAUGUCACGAUUGACCAAUAGAGUUCUUCUUUCUUCUCUGAGAUCCCCAAAGUGUGCACAGGGUCUAACAGGCGUCGGUUGCCCUAUGCCAAUUCUUGGUAGUGGUGUGGGGCGCGGCGCUUUUGUGAUCAAUGUGGAUCCUGAGUCCCACACAGCUUCCGUUCCAUCUAGUCCAAUCCACUUCGCAUGGCCAAGGUAUGGCAGUUUUGGCAUUACGAACCUGGAGUCGCAGAUAGGUCGAGCAGCACGCCGCGCUAACACGGAACGCAGAUCCCUAUGCCAGGGACAAUUAGUGCCCCAGUACAACAACAAAGUCUCGAAUCCCCAAAUAAUGCAAAAGCCAAUCAUGUUACAACAAAAGACCGAAAGUAAGCGUUGUUUAAUGAUUCCGGCAUCCACUAUGAACAUUCGCAAGAAGGCAUUAUCACACCACUUGAACGGACACCGGCCCGACACGCACCUUAGCCACUAA